Molecule: messenger RNA, 1738 nt
Organism: Brassica napus (rape)
Lineage: Eukaryota; Viridiplantae; Streptophyta; Magnoliopsida; Brassicales; Brassicaceae
Product: respiratory burst oxidase homolog protein C-like
Exons: 8
Coding region: 53-1486 (477 amino acids)
Cellular component (GO): plasma membrane
Molecular function (GO): NAD(P)H oxidase H2O2-forming activity; calcium ion binding; peroxidase activity
Source: RefSeq, a predicted model, not a curated record
GCCGCUGACGUCAAACCUUGGAAAGAGACUGAAGGCUAAACGGAUAAGUCUCAUGAAGAAGCGGAGUUCUAACCGCUUGACAUCGGUCUCUGGAGAGAGAGAGCCAGCUGCUCGACUGGACCGGCAGGAUUCAACCGCCUUGACAGCGCUCAGGUUCAUCAGUAAGGCUGACGGUGCUGCUGGCUGGACCGCCGUCGAGAAUCGGUUUGUUGAGAUCACGGCCACUAGUGGUGGAUUGCUGCCAAGGUCAAAAUUUGGAGAAUGCAUAGGGAUGGAUUCAAUAGACUUUGCCUUGGAACUGUUCGACGCAUUAGCUAGAAGAAGGCUUAUGACACUAGACACUAUCGAUGGAGACCAGUUAAGGGAGUUCUGGGAACAAAUAAGUGCUCAAAGCUUUGAUUCCAGGCUUCAAACUUUCUUUGACAUGAUUGAUUCAGACGCCAAUGGUAGAUUAACUGAAGACCAAGUCAGACAGAUCAUCAACCUUAGUUCGUCCACCAACAAUUUGCCAAACAUCCAAAAACGGACAGAUGAAUAUGCUGCAAUGAUAAUGGAAGAGCUUGACCAAGAUAAUAUAGGAUACAUCAUGAUAGAGAGUCUUGAGACCUUGCUUUCGUAUGCGGAGACACAACAUAUACGCAGAGAUAGUGAAGGUAGCAAGAAGCUAAGCCACAUGCUAAGUCUUAAGCUUAAUACUACCCGUGACCCUAAACCGUUGAAGGGAUGGUACAGUGGACUGAGACACUUCGUAUCAGAUAGCUUGCAAAUGGUGUGUGAGCCACCUCCGGUCCGAGACAAGUAUCUUCGUGCAUAUAGCUGCGAGGAAAUGAACCCAUACAGUUUUCCCAAAAUCAUGAUUGAUGGUCCAUAUGACGCACCUGCACAAAAUUACAAGAAAUAUAACGUGAUUUUACUGGUCGGGCUUGGGAUUGGGACCGCUCCAAUGAUGAGCAUUAUCAAGGACAUCAUCAACAAUGUGGAGGCCAAGGAACAUUCCCAAAUCAACCAAAUGGAGGAGGGAACACAACGACAUCAACAAGGUGAAAAGGAAAGUAUGAAGACUCGAAAGGCUUACUUCUAUUGGGUAACAAAGGAUCAAGGCUCAUACAGUUGGUUUCAGAACAUCAUGAACGAGGUAACAGAACGGGACACAAAUGGAGUCGUUGAAGUAAAUAACUAUUGCACUAGCAUCUACGAAGAAGGAGAUGUUCGUUCUGUGUUCAUACGUAUGCUUCAGUCUCUAAACCAUUCCAAAAAUGGCGUGGACAUUGUCUCUGGGACAAGGGUCAUGACCCACUUCGCCAAACCUAACUGGAAAAACGUCUACAAACAGAUAGCCAUGGAUCACUAUGGCUCUCAUGUUGGAGUGUUUUAUUGUGGAGAAGUUUCACUGGCAGAGGAGUUAAGGCAGCUAGCUUUGGAGUUCACACACAAGACAGAAACUAGAUUCUCCUUCCACAAAGAGAACUUCUACCCACCAUGCUGAUAAAUAAUGAUGGUACAACAAGAUGAUUAAUGAAAUAAUUUUGGAGUAAGAAAGUGUGUUGUGAUGAUUAAGUAUUGGACGUGUGUGUGCGUGCGUGUGUGUUUGAGUCAUUUUUCAGUUUCGAAAUCAUGUUUAACAUGAUGUAAUGUAAUAAUAACUAAUAUUAGUUACACAAUUGGUUGAACAAGAAUUUUUUUUGUUGUCACAAAGUCGAAUAAGAAGAAGAAGAAGAAUAAGAAUAUUUACACCAAA